This is a messenger RNA of Megalopta genalis, 2323 nucleotides long. RefSeq names its product cyclin E-interacting protein minus (gene mi). The record is from RefSeq and is a predicted model, not a curated record. Lineage: Eukaryota; Metazoa; Arthropoda; Insecta; Hymenoptera; Halictidae.
AUACAUUAUGCGAUUUAUAUACAUACAUCUUAUCAUAAAUUUUACGAAACAACAGACUGUCCAUAUCUUGAAUGAGGAUCAUAUAUCAUUAAAGUAUUUAGCGGUAGACAUUUAUGAUACAUGAAUAAUUGAAAAAUUUGCAAUAUCUCUUUCUUAUCAUAUCGCACUUACCACAUAUUUUCUGAAAGGUUAGAUAACGUUCAUUCUUGGAACGAUAAAUUGGAGCUGUGCACAAGUUUUUCUUCUUAUUCGAGAUCCAUUUUGAAAUAACAGACAAUGCCAUGGAUUGCUGUUAUCUUAACAAAAAUGGAAGUCUUGAGACAGAAAGAGAACUUCCAAACAUAUCUAGCCCAGAAAUGUUUAACAGCGACGAUGAAGAUGAUACACACAGCAGUGAAAUUAUAGAACAUGAAACAACAGCUAGUCCUGCGAAGCCUUCUCAAGCUGAUUUAGUAACUAAAUCUGAUAGUAAUUUAUUAGCCAGAAUCAAUAAACUAUUAAGUGGGAUACCUCCACCACCUAAGCAUACAAUUUGUAGAACCGACUGUUCAGAACUUCUAGUACGUAUUUAUGAAAAUUCUCACCUAUUUUGGACACCAGAUGUAUUACCGAAGAAACAAUUGCUACCUGACGUAAACAAAGAUUUCCCAGAACAACAAAAAGAAAACAUUAGUACAAAUAGUUCUGUACAACUUAGCAAAAGCACAUCUAGGAAUUUAUCUAUUGCUUUUGAUGAAUGUGAUCCACAAUUUCAAAACAAUAUUAGUAAUAAUUUAGAGACGAAAGAUGUUACGAAUAACAUUUGUCGUGAUAAUUUUAGAAUAGAACAAGUAGUUCCUAAUAAUAAGACAAACACAAUGUGUACUGAGAAUGUACAGGUAGCUUCAACUGAAAAUAAUUCACAAGAAUCAUCUGUUACCUCCCUACAAGAAUCACUUUUUUAUCAUACCGUUGAUGAAAAAGAAGCUAGCAGUUUGACAUGGCCUGAUGCUUACCAUCACAAAUUUCAUGGAAUUCAUUACAAUAGAAACAAAGCUGUGGAGGAUUUUGAAAGUCUUUCAAUGAAGUUAUGCGAGAGAUACAUAGGAGCUGAAACUCAAUCCACUUGUACUGUGUGGUUUUCUAAACAAGCACCAGGAAGUGCCAAGAAACGAAAUCUUUUAGCUAAACGUGAUAAUGGUCAAAGUCCUGGGAAGAGACUAAGUCAUUUAACGCGAAGACGGAGGACAUUUUCUAGUGCAAAUUUACAGGGAUUAGCGCUCAAUAAUAAAAAACUACUAGUGUUAAAUAUUAAGAAACCUACUAUUAAGAAGGGUAAAAGUCCAAGAGGAAAGAGCCCGCGAGGUAAAAGUCCAAGAGGAACUCCGAAGAGUUCAACAAAGAAAAAAGUUGCUCGAAGACUUAUUUUAGACGAACCUAGUUCUUUGAAAGCAAGAAUAGAAACAUCAAAGCGGGCCUUAUUUCAAAGUCCCCCUUCGGAUAGAGCUGGGCCGAGCAAGUUAUUCUCAAGUGGAGCAAAUGCUCAAAGCAUUAAACGUGUAUUAUUCAGUAGUGGAUCAAAAGAAAAUAAUGUUGAAGUAAUUCAGAAGAUAGAAGAAUCAAGGAAGAGGAAAAACGAAGAAGAAUUGGAAGGUUCACGAUUUAAGCGACCGAAGAGUUUAUCAUUUGAUUGCUCUCACGAAAUUCAUAAUAACUCUACAGUUACAUGGGAUAGACAUUCGACUAGCAACCUAAUUGAGAAAACUAAGGUAUCUUCAAAUGAAGGAAGAACGGAACUUAGUGAUGCUCACAGAAAAAAAUUAUUAUGGGCAGUAGCAGAGGCUUUAAGAAGUGAAGGAAUUGGUAUGACUCAUCCGCAAUUCAAGCAAUAUGCUACGAACUUAGCAAAGACUAUCAAAAAAUAUAUGCCUGAUCUUGAAAAUAGAAAUAUUCCUCGCAAGCCGGGUAGUACAAGUGAUCGCAUGUUAAAACUAGCAAAACAUCAUGUUUUAUUUAUAAUUGAGGCGGGACCAACCGACUGACAAUACUCAUUACUACUAGACAUGAAGAAAUUGACUCAACUUUUUACACGAAGUCUACAUGAUUUGAAGUAUAAGUGAUCGUUGGUAUGUUAAGAUAGCAUAUGCCCACGUCCAUUGGAUUUUAUUUAAUAAAAUAUAUAGUGAGAUAUACUUGAAAUGUAUUAUAACUAGAGCAUGUGAUAACACUUUAACAUGCAACGUGUGUGACUGUAAAAAUAGAGUGAUGUUUAAGGAGUAUUAAGACAUUUUUUACUGCAUAAAUAUGAAUGAGAAAGGUUAUUUUAUAUGUGCCUAAUUUUUUA